Messenger RNA from Melanotaenia boesemani (Boeseman's rainbowfish), 1875 nucleotides. It is a transcript of the gene meis2b, whose product is annotated as Meis homeobox 2b. Gene Ontology annotation, biological process: positive regulation of transcription by RNA polymerase II; eye development; animal organ morphogenesis. NCBI's taxonomy places the organism in Eukaryota, Metazoa, Chordata, Actinopteri, Atheriniformes, Melanotaeniidae. The record is from RefSeq and is a predicted model, not a curated record. The transcript is spliced from 13 exons. Gene Ontology annotation, molecular function: RNA polymerase II cis-regulatory region sequence-specific DNA binding; DNA-binding transcription activator activity, RNA polymerase II-specific. The coding region runs from base 1 to 1158 and encodes 385 amino acids.
AUGGCGCAAAGGUAUGAUGAACUGGCCCAGUAUGGAGGCGCGCUGGACGGAAUCCCCACCGCCAUGUACGGAGACCCUCACGCGCCCCGGCCCCUGCCUCAGCUUCACCACAUGAACCAUGGGCCUCCCGCGCACCCUUCGCAGCACUACGGGGCCCACGCGCCGCACGGUAUCCUGCCCAGCGGCGCCGUCAAUGACGCUCUGAAACGAGACAAGGACCACAUCUACGGGCAUCCUUUAUUCCCUCUGCUGGCUCUCGUUUUUGAAAAGUGCGAGCUCGCGACCUGCACGCCCAGAGAGCCGGGGGUAGCGGGAGGAGACGUCUGUUCCUCCGACUCUUUCAACGAAGACAUAGCUGUGUUUGCAAAACAGAUCCGCGCGGAGAAACCUUUAUUUUCCUCCAACCCAGAACUAGACAACCUGAUGAUUCAAGCGAUUCAAGUUCUCAGAUUUCAUCUACUGGAGUUAGAGAAGGUGCACGAGCUUUGUGAUAAUUUCUGCCACCGUUACAUCAGCUGUCUGAAGGGGAAGAUGCCCAUCGACCUGGUGAUAGAGGAGCGGGACAUCUGUAAAUCUGACUUUGAUGACCUCUCAGGAUCUUCCACAAACCUCGCAGUUCUGAACUCCACGUCCUGGAGAGACAUGGACGAUGCUCACUCUACGCCCUCUGUGGGGACCCCGGGACCAUCCAGUGGGGGACACAUUUCGCAGGGAGGAGACAACACCAGUGAACUUGAUGGCCUCGACAACAGCCUGGCAUCACCAGGCACCGGAGACGAAGAUGAUCAGGACAAAAAGAGGCAGAAGAAACGAGGCAUCUUCCCCAAAGUGGCCACAAACAUAAUGAGAGCAUGGCUCUUCCAGCACCUUACGCACCCGUACCCUUCAGAGGAACAGAAAAAACAGCUGGCACAAGACACAGGUCUCACUAUCCUUCAAGUGAACAACUGGUUUAUCAAUGCAAGAAGAAGAAUAGUCCAGCCAAUGAUUGACCAGUCCAACAGAGCCGUGAGUCAGGGGACAGGUUACAGUCCAGACAGCCAGCCAAUGGGAGGCUUUGUUUUGGACGGGCAGCAGCACAUGGGUCUCCGUCCUGGUGGACCACUGGGUGGAAUGGGUAUGAAUAUGGGCAUGGACGGCCAGUGGCAUUACAUGUAAAUCCAUUCCAGAGAGGCUCAGCUGAGUUUAUGCCUCCAUCGUUGGCUCAGGGAUCUUCUUCCUUCUGGCUGUGCAGCUCAGGACCAGAGAUUCUGCUCCUGAGGUCGACUCUCACCCACCUGUCCCACACCCUCCUGACCGCCUCCACCUAACCUUGUUUUAGGUAGCACAGAUGAAACCAGCUAGCCUCAGCUCAUGGACCAUCCUCCGACGCUGAACAGCGAUUUGAUUUUCAUGUCUACUGGUGAAAUACGAUGAAGGACUUCAGAAGCAGAAUGAACCGGCUCCUCCUUUAGAUGAUGUGUCUAUUUUUAUACAUCAGCCGACCACAGGGCCACACUUCUUUUUCUUUUGUCAUCAAACUUAAGGCCUUUCCCUAAAAAAUAAGCUUUUCCUUCUAGAUGGAACUGUAUAAAAUCCUUAGUAGGAUAAAAAGGCAUCACUGUGAAACUUGUUGAUAAUCUGAGGAUAGUGCUCUUUAGUUUUUGGCCAUUACUUGCGGUCAGUAGAUUUUAGAUACAGCUUUGACCACAAUCUGUUUUUACUUUUGUUCUGAUUUAAAAAAAAAAAAAAAAACAAGGAAAAAAAGAGGUUUUGUUUAAAAGCAACGUUUCCUUCUGCUGUUCCCAUUUUCUGCCAGUGGGCUUACUGGACUUGAACAGACUGAAGGAAACUGAGGAAUUCUGAUGAUGUUUUUAUGGUUUCUAUCUACAAAUG